Molecule: messenger RNA, 2266 nt
Organism: Tarenaya hassleriana
Lineage: Eukaryota; Viridiplantae; Streptophyta; Magnoliopsida; Brassicales; Cleomaceae
Exons: 17
Biological process (GO): protein phosphorylation
Molecular function (GO): ATP binding; protein kinase activity
Source: RefSeq, a predicted model, not a curated record
ACUGCGGUUGUGUCAAUGACUAUCUCUCCACUUCUUUUUGUCGGCAUUUAUUGUUUCCUUUUGAAGAGAAUAAGCAAUCCUUAUGACAAAACACCUGCGGAUGAUGAAGGUUCCUUGCAAUUUGAUUUCAAGACAAUUGAAGAAGCGACUGAUAAGUUUUCGGAGAGCAACAAGAUUGGCGAAGGAAGAUUUGGUGAAGUGUACAAGGGUGUGUUACCGAAUGGGACCGAAGUGACGGUGAAGAGGCUGUCAAGAACAUCGAAACAAGGUGGACAAGAGUUCAAGAACGAGGCAGCUCUUGUAGCAAAGCUUUAGCAUAGAAAUCUGGUUCGGCUUCUCGGGUUUUGCGUGGAAGGCGAAGAGAAGAUACUUAUCUAUGAGUUUGUGCCAAACAAAAGCCUCAAAUAUGUCUUGUUUGAUCCUACAAAGCAACACGAGUUGGACUGGGCAAGAUGGUACAAGAUCAUUGGAGGAAUCACUCGAGGGAUUCUAUACCUUCAUCACGAUUCUCGACUCAUAAUCAUACACCGUGAUCUCAAAGCAAGUAACAUUCUGUUAGAUGCGGAUAUGAACCCGAAGAUAUCGGAUUUUGGCAUGGCGAGGAUUUUCGGGAUGGAUCAAACUCAAUCCAACACAAGCAGGAUAGUUGGAACCUUUGGUUACAUGUCUCCUGAAUAUGUGAUGCACGACCAAUUCUCCAUGAAAUCUGAUGUUUAUAGCUUUGGAGUAUUGGUUCUAGAAAUCAUAAGUGCGAAGAAGAAUAACAGCUUCUACCAAAGUGAUAGAGACUGUGAUUUGACCACACAUGUAAGAACACUAUUUUCGAGCCUCCUUCUCCUCCUUGCGAGUCUCUGUUCGGCGUGUUUGUUUGCUGUCUUUGCUCGUCCUUCGUUUGCUGUCUCUAUUCGCCGUAGAUUCAGAGAAAAACGGACUAAGAGCUCGCAUAAAUUAGCUAGGACUUUCUGUGGUCUUUCACUCUCUUCCUCGUUCCGGCGCUGCCAUCCUUUUCUACGGCCGUCAUCGCUGCCGUCGUUCCACUGUUCAUAUAGAGAAGACACGAAGAUGGUCUUCGGCCAGGUUGUCAUUGGUCCUCCUGGAUCUGGCAAGACCACUUAUUGCAAUGGCAUGUCUCAGUUCCUCCCUCUCAUUGGCAGGAAGGUUGCUGUCAUCAAUCUCGACCCUGCAAAUGAUGCCUUGCCGUACGAGUGUGCGAUUAAUAUAGAGGACUUGAUCAGAUUAGAAGAUGUGAUGGUGGAACACUCUCUCGGUCCUAACGGAGGUCUCGUUUUUUGUAUGGAUUACUUGGAGAAAAACAUUGACUGGUUGCAAUCUAAAUUAGAACCUCUUUUGAAGGACCAUUAUCUUCUCUUUGAUUUCCCUGGCCAAGUGGAAUUGUUCUUCCUUCAUUCCGGUGCCAAAAAUGUUAUCAUGAAGCUUAUUAAAAAAUUGAACCUUAGAUUAACCGCUGUGCAUUUAGUUGAUGCCCAUCUCUGCAGUGACCCUUCUAAAUACAUCAGUGCGUUGCUCCUCUCCUUGUCUACAAUGGUGCAUAUGGAACUCCCACACAUCAAUGUCUUGUCUAAAAUCGAUUUAAUUGAGAGCUAUGGGAAGCUAGCUUUCAACCUGGAUUUUUAUACCGACGUUCAAGAUCUGUCAUAUUUACAGUACCAUCUUGAUCAGGAUCCCCGCUCUGCUAAGUACAGAAAACUAACAAAGGAGCUGUGUGAUGUUAUUGAAGAUUAUAGCCUUGUAAAUUUCACGACGUUGGACAUUCAGGACAAAGAGAGCGUGGGGAAUCUGGUAAAGCUGAUAGACAAGAGCAAUGGAUACGUAUUUGCUGGUAUUGAUGCAAGCGCAGUCGAGUUCAGCAAGAUUGCAGUUCGUCAAGUCAAUUGGGACUAUUACAGAGUUGCAGCCGUGCAAGAGAAGUACAUGAAAGAUGACGAGGACUUGAAGGACAAACAACCUGAAAACUAACUAGGGAGACUGGUACGAGAAUCUAGGUCUCUUUGUGCCACAAAGUAUGAAAACUGUUCUUUGAACUUUAGAUAGGACGUGGAGAUAAGUUCUGAACGAUGAUCAUAAGCUCUGUGAUUGACCAGAUUUGAUUCUGAGAGAAAUCAUAGGUUCUGCUCUGUCCAUGUUUGUUGAGUAAAGCAACAGAUUUCUUGUAUUUAACUUUGCUGUAAAAUCAAAACGCUCAAAGUGCUUCACUUUCUUUGAAGCUACGGGUUUUUUGAAGAAAUUUCACUAUCACUUUUCUUUU